CCACCAUCACCUUCGACGCGCUGCUCCGCCUGCUCUCGACCACCGUGUCGACUGCGAAGAAACAUGAGCGGUUCUCGUUCAUGGAUCUGUCGCAGGCGUGCCUCGAGGAGGGCUGCAUGCCGCCGCGGGCGCAGGUUGCGGUGACGCUGUCUCCGAAGCUAGAGCGCGAGGAGUGUGAGCUGUACCCCGUCGAGGGCCCAUAUGAUCUCUUCUUCUGCUUUCUGGAGGCCGCUGACAGCGUCUCUCUCGGAGUCAUCUACGACCCGACGCUGUUCGACCAGAAAUCGAUUGCGGCGCUCAAGGUCGACUUUGAACGGAUCGUGGCCCAAGCCAUGGCAGAGACGCCUUUCGAUCUCCAACCGCUUCUGGGGAACCGCAUCCCAUGUCUGCUGCCGCCUAUCGACACGACCGAUGCGGGCCAGGUCAGCAAGCGCCGUUUCCAUGUCAUGUUCGAGCACCAGGCCGCUCGCAAUCCCGCCGCGCUUGCCAUGAGUUGUGCGGAGCGAGACGAGUCCAUGACGUAUGGAGAGAUGAAUGAGCGCGCGAAUCAGAUGGCGAACGCCCUGCGCCAAUUGGGAAUGGGCCGCACCCAUGUCGUGCUGUUGCACUUGAAGCGGGGCUUCUCUACGUUGUGCUGGAUCCUGGCCGUGCUCAAGGCCGGUGCGACGUACGCUAUAGCUGAUCAAGGCCACCCGCUUGAGCGGACGCGAAGUGCGAUGGCGGUCGCCGAGCCCGACCUCAUCGUGGAUGACGGGAUGGGUAUCGAAGUGGGCCUCUUCUCAGGGACCGUCAAGAUCUUGCGCACGGACACGUGCACCUUGGACGCGUUCCCGAAAGACAAUCUGGAGGAUGUGUCGCAAGACGAUGACCUGGCAUACAUUGUCUUCACUUCCGGCAGCACCGGCCAGCCCAAGGGCGUCGAGAUCACGCACAGCAGCCUCUCGAACUGGAUCACGGCCGCCCACGCAGCCGGAUAUUUCCCCAUGGGCCCGUUUUCCCGCGUGCUGCAGUUCGCCACGUUUGCUUUCGACGCGGCCGUCCUCGAAUGGUCCCUGGCACUUUCCCUGGGAUCCAACCUGUGCUUUGCCAACACCCCCCAGGCCCUGAUCGGCGACUACCUCGCGGACGUCAUCGACAAGAAUCUCGUGACCCAUAUGCACCUGACUCCCAGUGUGCUUGGGACUCUGCCGGCGUCGAGAAGGUUGCAGAGCCUGGAGUGCAUCAGUGUGGGCGGAGAGAUGGUCCCCGACAACCUGAUCGAACGUUGGAGGACGAGGGUCACCCUGCAGAAUGCAUAUGGGCCGACUGAAGCCACGGUCGUCAUGGCUCACCGACCUCAGCCCAGUUCCCCAGGCGAUGCUGCGCCCUCCGCGGCGAACAUCGGCAAACCGCAUUGGCCCACGGAGGUGUUUGUGUGCAACCCUUCGUUCGACCGACUGCUGGCUGUCAACGAGGUCGGAGAGGUCUGUCUUGCCGGCCCGCAACUGGCCCGAGGCUACCGCAACCGGGCCGAUCUUACCAGCCAAAGAUUCGCAGUCCAUCCUCAGAAUGGCAAGCGGAUGUACAAGACCGGGGACCGCGGCAAACUGUUGGCCGAUGGGACCGUGGUCCUGAUGGGCAGAAUGGAUCGCGAGCUGAAAGUCCGAGGGUACAGGAUCGACCUGGACGACCUGGAACGCACCGUUGUGGCUGUGAUGCCGUCCAUCAUUAGCGUCUCGGUCCAGUCCUCUCCGUCGGGCACCGACCUGUGUGUCUUUGUUUCGCCCCAGACUGUCGAUGGGACCGAGCUGAAGCGGCUGCUUGGGCUCCGGGUGCCGAGCUACAUGGUGCCGCGGAAUGUGUAUUGUUUGCCGCGGCUGCCCUUGAACACGAGCGACAAGACGGACCACAAGGUGAUCAAGCUGCGCAUGGAGGAGCUGAUCAGGGACGCCAAGUUCCCGUCCGGAGCGACGACACCCAUCAGCACGAGCUCUGACGAAGACGACCUGAGCUCUCUCGAGGAUUCCAGCCGCAGCUCGACCUUGGCCGAUUCGACCAUGCUCCAAGCCGACGAGUCGGUGUCGCAUCAGGAACUGACCAACGUCUGGAUCGAACUACUCGAGCUGAAGUCAGCGCCUUCUGGGAAGAGCAGCUUCUUCGAUCUCGGUGGGAACAGCUUGCUCGCGCAGACGCUCAUCGAGAAGGUGAGGGGGCAACUGCCGUCGGGGUCGUUGUCGGUGUCUGUUCUCGACCUUUUCACCUACCCGUGCUUGGACGACUUUAUCCCGUUCGUCCAAAGUCGUGCUCCUGCCAAGGUCACAGCUCCCAGAGUGAAGGGCCCUCGGAUGUCGAGGCAGUCCUCGACCAAGUCACUCGCACCAGCCAGCCAGGCAGACACCAUUUCAAGCCUGACGAACAUCUGGAAGUCGGUCUUGCAACUGGAUCGGGUGGCCAAGGACGCGAGCUUCUUCGAUGCGGGCGGAAACAGUCUGUUGAUGACGACGCUGCACAAGUCCAUCGUCCGGUCCUGGCCCGGUUGCGGGGUGCAGCUCAUCGACCUGUUCCAGAACGCGACGAUCCAGAGCCAAGCCGAGUUGAUCGCAGUGCCGUCGCCCGAGUUGAUCGCAGUGCCGUCGCCCGUGCACAGCACCGCACCGUCUUUGAAGGCGCGCAAGAAGAGGGCGAGCGCCACUGGAAAGAAGGAGCGAGUCGCUAGCAGGGAGUCCGCCGGCCCAGACGAAAGCAGAGACAUCGCCAUCGUCGGCAUUGCCGGUCGGUUCCCUGGCUCGUCCUCGCCCCAGGAGCUCUAUCAGCUCUUGCUCGACCAGACCGAGGCAUUGACGCAUCUGUGCCCGGAUUCGCCAGUCGAGGUGUUUCCCGGCGGGGUGUAUGUACCGCACCGAGGCGCAUUGAAGGACGUCUGGGAGUUUGAUGGUGCUCGGUGGGGCAUCAAAGCUGAGGAGGCCGAGGAGAUGGAUCCGCAACAGAAACUGCUCAUGACCGUCGCCCAAGAGGCUCUGGAGGAUGCGAGUGCGGUUCCGCCUGCUUCCGGACCGAACAAGAUCGGCUUGUUCGUGGGAGCCGCUCCCUCGACCUGGGUUCCCAGCAAGCCAGACGAGGAUGCGUUCCACCAUGCGCACCGAGAGGCGCUGACGCCCUGUCUGUCGGCGCUGACGGCGUACCAUCUGAACCUGCAGGGCCCGAACGUGACGCUCCACACCGCCUGUUCGAGCGGCAUGGUCGCCAUGUCGUUGGCAGUCGACAAUCUCCGCUCGAAGACGUGCGAUGUCGCACUGGCGGGUGGAGUGUCGGUUGCAUUCCCGCAAGCGGGAUAUCUCACUGCGCCGACACGCCUGUUCUCGCCUUCUGGGCACUGCCGACCCUUCGACUCGCGAUCCGACGGCACGCUUCCGGGAGACGCAGUAUGUGCGCUGGUGCUCAAGCGGAUGAGCGACGCUGUCCGCGACGGGGACGAUAUCUACGCUGUGGUCAAGGGGAUGGCCGUCGGCUCAGACGGGAAGCCUGGGAAAGCAGGACCGACUGUUCCCAGCCCGAGAGGACAGGCGCAGAGCGUGAAGGGCGCGUGGAUGGAUGCGGGUGUCAGCGCAGGGAAGCUGGUCUAUGCGGAACUGCACGGCAGUGGAACACCGAUCGGCGACGCACUGGAGCUCGAGGGCUUGAAGAUGGCCCGACGAGAACUCGGGGUCGAGAAGACGCCGUACAUUGUGGGAUCGAACAAGGGCAAUCUGGGCAACUGCGAGGCUGCAUCUGGAUUGGUCUCUGUGAUCAAGCUCGUCAAGUCCAUCCAACAUGGCGUGGUUCCCCCGCUGCAGUCCUUCGAGCAGCCGAACCCGGUCAUCGACCCGACGCUGAAGAUCUCGUUUGCCAAGAAUCCCGUGCGGUUGUCUCCCGACGCCUUGCUCAGUGCAUCGAGCACGGGUCUCGGCGGCGUCAACGCCCAUUGCGUGCUGGCGUUCCCCCCCGCCCAGCACAAAAGAAAGGCGUCGGUCGAGGCGACGUCCAUCAAGGGUCCAGUCGACGUGUCGGUCGAGGUGCCCAGUCCGAAAGCGAGUGUGCCAGAUGCCACGUCGGCUGGUCAUCUCGUGCUCCGUCACGUUCGAUCUAUCCUCGGCACGGACGAGAUCAGCUCCACGACAGUGUUGAGGGAUGCCGGGCUGGACAGUCGCGGCCAGAUGGCGCUCCUGCAUCAGCUGCAGCAAGCAGGGUGCCACAUCCCGUGCGUGCCUUCCUUCAUUUAGAACUCGUCUCUCGGGCAUUGACCGAAUCCCUGCAGUCUCUCGGCGUUCAUCGACCCAUCGUGCACGGUCGAGUCCAUUGUGGCGUCGAUCAGUGCAUCGCUUGCCUCCUACAUCUCGUUCCUGCAACAAGCUCCGACGGGAACGACGUACGUUCUCAUCGCACCAGGAGGCGGCAGCUGCCUGUCGUAUGCUGCGCUGGCGCGUCAUUUGCCGGCAGAUUCAACGAUCAUGGCGCUCGAUCACCCUGCGCUCCACGGCAUCGACUCGGAUUGUGGGAUCAACGAGCUCGCCACGAGAUACGUGAAGGACAUGCCGCCCACUUGUCGCGAUGUCGUGCUCGUGGGCGCCUCGUUCGGUGGUCUGGUCGCGACGGCGAUGCUGGGCCCGAUGCAAGAAGCCGGAAUCCAAGUGCGCGCGGUGGCCCUCAUCGACAGUCCGUUCCCAGGAUCCACCUCCGCAGACGUCUUGCUGACUGCGGAUGCGUUCGUUCGCAACGUGU
Molecule: messenger RNA, 4737 nt
Organism: Mycena citricolor
Lineage: Eukaryota; Fungi; Basidiomycota; Agaricomycetes; Agaricales; Mycenaceae
Source: the annotation of a GenBank genome assembly